Molecule: messenger RNA, 1857 nt
Organism: Psilocybe cubensis
Lineage: Eukaryota; Fungi; Basidiomycota; Agaricomycetes; Agaricales; Agrocybaceae
Exons: 2
Coding region: 1-1857 (618 amino acids)
Source: RefSeq, a predicted model, not a curated record
AUGAAUCAUCUCGACAACGCAAUUUCUCUUUACGAGGCAGCCAUAAAGCACAUUGAUGUCGGACACGCUGAGCUCCCCAGCUUACUAUUUAGCCUCGGAAACGCAUAUCUGAGCAAGUUUGAGAGGAGCGAGCAGGACGCGGAUAUCCAAUCCUGUAUUGGUGCAUAUCGUCGAGGUGCUGCCUCAAAUGGGUUCCCGUCUAUUCGCCUCGCGUGUGCCAAGGAAGCUGCCCUCCUGGCGGACUCUCAUGAUCACUCCCAUUGUCUUGAUGACUUUUCUUUGGCGAUUGGUCUUCUUUCAGAGGUGGCCGGUCUAGAACAAACCAUUCACCGCCGCCACGACUACAUCCAGCCACAUUCUGCUUUUAUCAACACAGCAAUCUCAACUGCCCUCAGCUUUGGGGAGGUAGAUAUCGCGCUUGAAUGGCUUGAACAAGGGCGCUGUUUGGUGUGGAAUCAAAUAACUGACCUAAGAAAUCCACUCAUUCGCCUCAAAGAUAAAUUCCCAUCUCAUGCUACUCGAUUCACGAAUCUUGCCUUGCAAUUGGAAUCAUAUAGCACAAGAGUAGACUCUUCGGCGCCUACAUCUUACGAGACUUUGCCAAAAGAUUUACACGCUCAAGACCAAACUCUGGCGCAUACACGACUCGCUUCAGAGUACAAGAGACUUCUUGACGAAAUCAGGUCUCUGCCAAAUUUUCAAGAUUUUCUCCGACCACAAAAAUGCAACAUCAUACUCUCUUCUUUACCACAUGAAGGGUCUGUUAUUAUAUUCAAUGUUCACAAGACUCGAUGCGAUGCAUUAGCUCUUAGCGCAGGGAUGGAGCACCCUUUGCACAUCCCGCUUCAAAAUUUCAGUGCUUCAGAUGCGGAAAGUCUGCGAAAAAUCCUUCAGACAGAUAUUUUGGGCCAACGUAGUAACGGUGAAGAGCGGGCGAGCCGACGCCGAAAAAACAAUCCGGAACCUAUGUCGUUCAUUCUUCGUGAAAUUUGGCAUAAGCUUGUGUUACCCAUCCUUGACGCUCUGGCAUAUCCCGAGCUUGUUAUUGGGGCUGAACGUAGCCGUUUGUGGUGGUGUCCAACGGGUUCUCUUUCAUUCCUUCCUCUUCACGCUGCUGGAAUUUAUGGGGAGAACUACCGGUACGGAUUAUGUAUUUCUGAUUUCGUGGUAUCAUCAUACACGCCUACAGUCAGAUCCGUCGUGGAAAAAAGUGCCGUCGCAUUGGAAUCGUCACCUUCCAAGUCUCGUAACCUUCUACUUGUUGGCCAGGCCAGCACUCCAGGUCUAAGUUCCUUACCUUCGACGAGAACGGAAAUUAGCUCUGUACAAUCAAUUACAAAACAUAUCCAUACUUUGCUGUUAGACGAUGCAGAUGCAACGGUGGAAAAAGUCCAGAAGGAAAUGCUGUCUCAUAGCUGGGCACACUUCGCAUGUUAUGGUGUCCAGGAUCGCGCAAACCCUCUCGAAAGUGGAAUUUGCCUUCAAAACGGGCGCCUUACCCUCUUGGAAAUUAUGAAACAUAGAAUUAUAGAUCCAGAGCUAGCAUUUCUCUCUGCAUGCCAAACAAGUCAAGGAGACUCACUAUUAUCCGAUGAAGUCGUCCAUCUCGCAGCAGGUAUGCUUGCCGUUGGAUAUCGAGGUGUAAUCGGUACAAUGUGGAACAUCACAGACUCAUAUGGCCCAAAAUUUGCUACCGAGUUUUAUCAGUACUUGAUGAGAGAGUCGAACAACGGAGGUCUGGACAGCACACGGGCAGCCUUUGCCUUGGAUUAUGCAACGAAAAUGGUUAGAGAUAGUCUGAAAGAUACUGAACGAGCGUUGGUGACGUGGGUUCCUUAUAUUCACCUCGGGUAUUAA